Molecule: messenger RNA, 687 nt
Organism: Gavia stellata (red-throated loon)
Lineage: Eukaryota; Metazoa; Chordata; Aves; Gaviiformes; Gaviidae
Gene: GADD45GIP1
Product: GADD45G interacting protein 1
Exons: 2
Coding region: 1-687 (228 amino acids)
Cellular component (GO): nucleus
Source: RefSeq, a predicted model, not a curated record
AUGGCGGCGCCCUUGGGGCGAGCGCUGGCGGCGGCGCCGGGCCGGGCCCGGGUCUCGCUGGCGAUCGCGGCCCCGGCGCGGCCCUACCGGGCAGCCCCGCUACGGCGCGGCACGGGGCCGGCCCCGGCGGACCCCGCGGACCUGCGGGCGGCGGCGCGGCGCUUCGGGCGGCUGGGGGAGGCGGCGGCGGUGCCGGUUUGGCGGCUGUGGCCGGACCCCGAGCAGCUGCGGGCGGCGGAGGAGGAGGAGCGCGAGUGGGACCCGCCGCUGCGGGAGGUGGAGGCGGUGCUGGACCGGCGGGAGCGGGAGGAGGCACGGCGGCGGGAGGAGAGGCAGCAGCUGGUGGCCCGCAGCCUGGCAGCGAUGCCGGCGCAGGUGAACGCCUGGCGGCAGGAGCGGGCGCAGGCACGGGAACGGGCGCGGCAGGAGGCGGCGCGGCGGCAGCGGCUGCUGGCUGAGGCGGGGCUGGGGGGCACCCCCCGCCCCGGGACCCCCCCCCACGGCAGCUCCCGGGCCCAGGCGCUGCUGCAGGACCUGGAGCGGCGCCAGCGGCAGGAGGAGAAGCGCCGGCGGCGGCAGGAGCGGGAGGAGGCUGUCCGUAGUGCCCUGGCUGCUGCCGAGGCUGCCGCCGCCUCCCGGCCCCCCCCGGGGGCACCCCCUGAGAGCACAGAGGCCGUCUCCCCCUGA